Acanthosepion pharaonis is the source of this 780-nucleotide messenger RNA. The record is from the annotation of a GenBank genome assembly. Lineage: Eukaryota; Metazoa; Mollusca; Cephalopoda; Sepiida; Sepiidae.
AUGCCAAGUGCCGCUAUCAAAAAGACUAUUAAACUAUCAAGCCACUUAACUAAUUUCUCUAGUCGCGAGCUCAGCCGUAUUCCGGUCUAUGUACGCGUGUUCUUGGUACAAUCGGUGAAAACGACUUCCGUUCUUUUAGACUGCUCAUUUCGAAGUUUCCUUUCUCUAUUCUCUCUCUCCCUUUCUCUCUAUUGCAUCUCUCUUUUUCUGGCAAUUUCACUUUUUUUUCUUUCUAUCCCCCCUCUCACUUUCUCACUGUUUUUACAUAAUUCCAAUGGCUUCUCUGUUUCUCACUAUUAUCUAAUAUUUGCUCUUUCUUGUUUCUCUCUCUUUAUCUUCACGCCACAAUUUCCUAUUUUUUACGUCUCUUUCUCACAUUCUUUCUCUUUCUGCCUGUCUAUAUCUAUGAAUAACAAUGUAGGCAUCUGUUCGCUUUACCUUAUCUGUCUCAGCGUUACGUGCGCCAUCUCUCUUGUGAUUUUAUCUUACUCUUAUUUUCACAUCUCUAUCCGCCAUUUAUACUUCUCACUCUUUCCUUCUGCUUUCCUCACGCAUUAUUAUGACUCGGUUUCCCUCCCCCACUUCUCUUAUACCUCUGUCUUUCUCGCUCUCCUCACACGCACACGCUCACUACACAUUUCGUUAGGUCAUUUUGUCUGUGUUUCUAGUUCUCAUUCCCCCCCUCUCUCUCUCUCUCUCUAUUUAUCUAUCUAUCUAUGUAUCUUUCAUUCGAUAUUUGUCUCACACUCUUUGUAUUUUUUAUCACUUCCCUCUGCUUAG